Molecule: messenger RNA, 2943 nt
Organism: Xiphophorus hellerii (green swordtail)
Lineage: Eukaryota; Metazoa; Chordata; Actinopteri; Cyprinodontiformes; Poeciliidae
Gene: slc25a26
Product: solute carrier family 25 member 26
Exons: 9
Coding region: 190-1056 (288 amino acids)
Biological process (GO): transmembrane transport
Source: RefSeq, a predicted model, not a curated record
GUAAUCUAGCCAAUAUGGCUGCGUCCUUGACCGGCAUGUUUUGGUUUCAGUGAAGUGAUAAACAUGCGCUGUAGUUGUAAAUUUACGGAGAGGUUGAGUGUUAGUAGAGCCGAGUAAAGGGAAAAUGGAGAGACGACAGUUCGUCGCGUCUCUGGUGGUGCCUGUCUUCAGGCAGGAGGCUGUGCCGGGAUGUGUGUGGAUCUGACCCUGUUCCCAUUAGACACCAUUAAGACCAGACUGCAGAGUCAGCAGGGCUUCCACAAAGCGGGGGGCUUCGGGGGGAUCUACGCCGGGGUGCCGUCUGCCGCAGUCGGAUCCUUCCCCAAUGCCGCUGCGUUCUUUGUCACCUACGAGUGCACCAAGUCCCUCCUCGGCGCCAGCGGAGCUUUCGCAGCGCCGCGCGCGGCACCUGUCAGUCACAUGCUGGCCGCCUCCCUGGGAGAAAUAGUGGCGUGUUUGAUCCGGGUGCCUACAGAAGUGGUGAAGCAGAGAACCCAGGCCUCUCCCUCAUCCACCACCUACAACAUGCUGCUGGCUACACUCAGAGAGGAGGGUGUUCGAGGUCUUUACAGAGGAUACGGCAGUACAGUUCUCAGAGAGAUCCCAUUCUCACUGGUGCAGUUUCCGCUCUGGGAAUAUUUAAAGGCGCGGUGGCAGCCUUCGUCACCACCCCUCUCGACGUGGCGAAGACCAGGAUCAUGCUGGCCGAGGCGGGCUCAGCCACGGCGGGCGGCAACAUCCCGGUGGUGCUCUGCGACGUGUGGAGGAGCAAAGGCCUUCCAGGGCUGUUUGCAGGCAGCGUCCCGAGGAUGGCCUUCAUCAGCGUGGGAGGCUUCAUCUUCCUGGGAGCGUACGAAAAGGUCCGCCGCGCUUUACUAUAGCGGGGCUUCACGGCACUAUCGCACACACACACACACACACACACACAGUGGACCCUCGGUGUCGCCGUGCAGCUUGGGGUACGCCACCAGCUCAGUGCCCCGAGGAUUCGAAGCUGACUACAUUACCCAGGAUGCAUUCCAGCAUUGCUGGUGGAUAACGUGGAAAAGACUCUAGCAGCAUUUAUGAUUCUGUCCCGUCAUUUUGGAAUGGAUUUUGGAAUUAAAGGCUGUCUUUUAUACUUCUUAUGAUUUUUUUUUUUCCCCCCGUCACACUCUAGACUUCGGUCCUGCAACGUUUAAUGUCCGUUUGUUUAAUGUUUUAUCCAUAUUUUCUUCUCUCUGUUGAGCUCAGCCACCUGCGCAAAAGACCCACCCGGGAGACGCGGCGAUAUGUCACCGUUGUUACAUUCCAACUAGAGCAAAUCUGACCUCAUCCCACCUACGAGAGCCGUAUUUUUUUUUUCCCCCUGAGACGCCGCCAACAAUAGAGCACUUUGUUGAAUUAACAGGCCUGUGGGGUUUGAUGUGGAGGCUCAGCUGCUCCACAGGAUUCUUCAUUACAGCUCGAGGUCUUUACCUGUCAUGACUUUAUUGUAUUGUGAGGUGGAAAACAUGGAAGGAACUGAAGGGAAGGGGGCGCAGAUUUUUUUUAUAUUUUUUUUGAAUGUGUUAAUUUUGCUGGAUUUAGAUGGUGGAAAAUGUAGGAUGUCCUCUGAAAGUCUGCUUUAAACAUAUUUGGGGGUAUUAGCAUUUUAGCAUCAAAUUUUUAGCAAGAAAUCAACUGCAGCUUGACUAGAUCGUAAGUUAAACCCACAAUGCAUCAGUUCAUACCUGCUGUUGUGCAUGACGUAGGUUAGUAAAUGAAUAUUUGCUUGGAGAAUCGGCCACCAAAACUGGCUCUAGCAGCAGCUGCUCACAUCCUUGUAGAUCCCUGCCGAUGUUCUUUCAUUUCUGCAGAUCAGAUCGUGAUGUUUUGCAUUUUUUUUUUUUUUAAAGUCCUUUAGCCUACUUCAUGCUGGCCUAUUUCAGUAAUUUUUUUUUUUUUGAUUUGCUAAUCGAAAAGAUUGACCGGUCACAGACAAAUAGGCCCGCCUGUGUUUUUCUUUGCUUGCCAAUCUGAAACCGUUAAGGAGGCAAAUACUUUCCCACAAUGCCAGAUUACUGCAUCGAUCUGGCAUUUUUAGAUCCCUAAUACGCUGCUGCGAUGACAAACGCGUCUGGGCUCUAAGCUGGUCACAAAAGAAAAUUCCUGGACAUUUUUCCUACUCGCGGCCCGGGCCAGGCAUGUGGCUUUGAUUCGGUCUGCGAAGGUUCCUGAGACAUCGGCUGCAACUUGCGUGCACAUUUCAUGUCUGCGUUUGAUCUCUUAUUACAGCGGAGCGUCUGGUUUCUACCUCGCUCCCCGCAAAAGCAGGUUGUUGUGACAACGGUGGAGGGCGAGACACGCGGAAGGGGAGAUUUCCCAGGUUUUGCGUGUAUACGGUUGAAACCAACGUAUCUUGUUUUGUCAGAAUAAGAAAAAAUUAUUUGAUGUUUAUCAUUUAGUAAAUGGAAAUCAUUUUUGACCGAUCUAAAACAAGAGAUUUAACUUGAGACUGAAAAAAAAAAACCCUCUUUAUGUAAACUUUAGGUUCCAACUGUAUGUUAAAAUUUAGUUUCUUAUUUACAAGUUAUAUAUAAGCACUUGCUUUGUUUACGUUCCGUUUCUCCAGGCUCUGAUAUUGCUUGGUUCAAAAUAAGAGCAACAAAUGUGUCCUGUGCGUCAGACGGAGGAAGGGGCGUGGUCACGUUUAAAUGCAGGGGGACAUUAAGGUGUUGGCGCCAGAGUUUUUUUCUGUCUUUCACGCGUCAGUGUAGAGAAAACCGAAAGGACGUGAAAGACAAUCAGACCGUCACUGUGCUGCUGAGCAACAGUAGUCGGUGUGUGAUUGGUGGAGGCCACAGCCUGGAGCCUGUCAGUCACCUGAUGACAAAUCAUCCAUCUGGAAUGCACAUCCUGAAGUCAACCUGCAGUCAAAAGCAGAAACGUCCAACAGGCCGCGGCUAGGAGAGGGUACAAAAA